Molecule: messenger RNA, 1506 nt
Organism: Phodopus roborovskii (desert hamster)
Lineage: Eukaryota; Metazoa; Chordata; Mammalia; Rodentia; Cricetidae
Gene: Serpinb12
Product: serpin family B member 12
Exons: 8
Coding region: 150-1424 (424 amino acids)
Biological process (GO): negative regulation of endopeptidase activity
Molecular function (GO): serine-type endopeptidase inhibitor activity
Source: RefSeq, a predicted model, not a curated record
AACUGCUUGCUCAACACCACUCCGUACCAGUCCUUGCAGGCUGUAGAGUUUGGCUGUCCCUACCUUGAGGUAUUGAAUUGACUUCAGCAGAGCACGGACUUCAGCUAGAGACGGUCCUCACUGGCUUGCAGACGGUAACCAGUUUUACAAUGGACUCUCUUAUUGCAGCAAAUAGCAAAUUUAGCUUUGAUUUCUUCCAAGAGAUUAGCAAAGAUGAUAUUCACAAGAACAUCUUUGUCUGCCCUCUGAGUAUCUCAGCUGCCUUUGGUAUGGUCCGCCUGGGAGCCCGAGGUGACAGUGCACGUCAGAUUGAUGAGGUAUUACAUUUCAAUGAACUUUCCAAGAAUGAAAGCCAAGAAUCCAAUGAUGCCUGUUUAAAAAGCAAAAGCAAAGUGUUGUCUGACAGCUCUCUGGAAGGGCAGAAACAAGCACCAGCAUCUCAGGAGAAGCAGGAUGAAUCUACAGAUGAGAAUGAACUGCUUGGCUGCUACUUCGGGAAACUUCUCUCCAGAUUAGACAGGGCCAAAGCUUAUUACACUCUGAGUAUGGCCAACAGACUGUACGGAGAGCAGGGAUUCCCAAUCUGCCCAGAGUACUCCGAUGGCGUAACUCAAUUCUACCACACGACAAUUGAAAGUGUAGACUUCCGGGAGGAUACUGAGAAGUCAAGACAAGAGAUUAACUUCUGGGUUGAAAGUCAAUGUCAAGGUAAAAUCAAGGAGCUGUUCAACAAGGAGGCUAUUAAUAAUGCAACUGUGCUGGUGCUGGUGAAUGCUGUUUACUUCAAGGCCAAGUGGGAGAAAAACUUUGACUGUGAAAACACAGUUGAUGCACCUUUCUCUCUAAGUGAGAAUGAGAAGAAGACAGUAAAGAUGAUGAAUCAAAGAGGGAAGUUUAGAAUUGGCUUCAUCGAGGAGCUGCAGGCACAGAUCCUGGAAAUGAAAUACACCAUGGGGAAGCUCAGCAUGUUGGUCCUGCUUCCAUCUUGUUCAGAAGACAAUGUGAAGAGCCUGCAAGAGCUUGAAAACAAAAUAAGCUAUGAAAAAAUCAUGGCUUGGAGCAGCUCAGAAAAUAUGCCGGAAGAAUCAGUAGCCAUUUCCUUUCCCCAGUUUGUCAUGGAAGACAGCUAUGAUCUCAACUCUAUUCUACAAGGCAUGGGCAUUAAGGACAUCUUUGAUGAAACAAAGGCUGACCUGACUGGAAUCUCUAAGAGCCCCAAUCUACAUUUGUCCAAAAUGAUUCACAAGAGCUUUGUGGAGGUGGAUGAGAUGGGCACAGAGGCAGCCGCGGCCAGCGGGGCUGUUGCUGCAGAGAAGGCCCUUCCGUCUUGGGUGGAGUUUAAUGCCAACCACCCUUUCCUCUUUUUCAUCCGACACAACCCAACCCACACAAUUCUUUUCUGUGGCAGGGUCUACUCUCCUUGAACUCCCUCUGGCUCUCGGGUGCCUGAGGUGAAUGGUUAAUACAGCUUUCCCCUUUGCAAAACACGGGCAUUUGUGUAUUUGC